Anoplopoma fimbria (sablefish) is the source of this 1230-nucleotide messenger RNA. RefSeq lists its product as uncharacterized. Lineage: Eukaryota; Metazoa; Chordata; Actinopteri; Perciformes; Anoplopomatidae. The record is from RefSeq and is a predicted model, not a curated record.
CCCCCAUUUUCUCCUCUUCCUCCCCCUCCUCCUCCCCCCUCUCCUCCCCCCCCCCUCCUCCCCCCCCCCUCCCCCUCUUCUCCUCCUCCACCCUCUUCUCCUCCCCCCUUUUCUCCUCCCCCUCCCCCCCUCCCCUCCCCCCUCCCCCCUCCCCCCUCCCCCCCACUCUUCUUCUCCCCCCCUCCUCCUCCUCCCCCUUCUCCUCCUCCCCCCCCCCCCUUUUCUCCUCCCCCCCCUCUCUCCUCUCCCCCUCCCUCCCCCACUCUUCCCCCUCCAUCCCUUUUCUCCCCCCCUCCUCCUCCUCCCCCUCCCCCCUCCCCCCAUUUCCUCCCCCCCUUUUCUCCUCCUCCCCCUUCUCCUCCUCCCCCAUUUUCUCCUUCUCCUCCCCCCCUUUCUCCUCCCCCCCCCCAUUUUCUCCUCUCCCCCUCCUCCCCCUCCCCCCCUUUCCCCCCCCUCUCCCCCCCCCCCCUCCCUCCUCCCCCACCCUUUUCUCCUCCCCCCCCCUCUCCUCUCCCCCUCCUCCCCCCCUUUUCUCCUCCCCCCCCUCUCUCCUCCCCCCCUCCUCCCCCCCUCCUCCUCUCCCCCCCUCCUCCCCCCCCCCUCCCCUCCUCCCCCCCCUCCCCCCCCUCCCCUCUCCUCCCCCCCACUCUUCUCCUCCUCCUCCCCCCCCUUCUCCCUCCUCCCCCAUUUUCUCCUCCCUCCCCCCUCCUCCUCCCCCUCCCCCCCCCUUUUCUCCCUCCCCCAUUUUCUCCUCCCCCCCCUUCUCCUCCUCCAUCCCCCUUUUCUCCUCCCCCUUUCCCCCCCUCCCCCUUUUCUCCUCCUCCUCCCCCCCACUUUUCUCCUCCCCCAUUUUCUCCCCCCUUUUCUCCUCCCCCUUUCUCUCCUCCUCCCCCUUCUCCUCCUCCCCCCUUUUCUCCUCCUCCCCCCCCCUUUUCUCCUCCCCCCCCCCCCCCCUCUCCUCCCCCUCCUCUCCCCCCCAUCCCCUCCCCCCCUCCUCCUCCUCCCCCACUUUCUCCUCCUCCUCCCCCUUUUCUCCUCCCCCCAUUUUCUCCUCCCCCUUUUCUCCUCCUCCUCCCCCCCUUUUCUCCUCCCCCCUUUUCUCCUCCCCUCCCCCUUUUCUCCUCCCCCCCAUUUUCUCCUCCUCCCCCUUCUCCUCCUCCCCCUUUUCUCCCCCUCCCCCCUCCUCCCCCUCCCCUCCCCCCUCCUCCUCCCCCCACUCUUUCUCCUCCU